AUGGUCGUGCCUAGGCCCCAAGAGGAGGUGGUACUGCUGGAGCCAGCAGGGACGUGCCGGAGUCGAGCUGGGGAGGGGUCAAGCCUGUGCGUGAUCUUCCCCAUCACGGUUGACUCGCCGUCGGCGUCGCCCUCGUCCUCGCCGUUCGCGAGGAGCAUGCUCUCAGGAGGUGCUUUCUCAGCUGUGGGCUCACCAUCCGUUGGGGGGGCGGGUGCCCGCGCCGAAGCAGCAGGCGAUCCAUUCCCGAGUUGGCGACAGGUGCACCAGCUGAGUACCAGGAGCGCCGUCGGCGCCACAUCUGCCGCGCCAAGGAUGGGCCCUCCAGCGGGAACACUAUCUGCACCCAUCACAGCACCCUUGGUGCCGCCAGUCGUGGUUGACGUCGAGACCACCGACACAGGCGCGCCGGCCAAUCCGGCGCCGGCAGCAAUGGCGGACUCUCCCGUGCUGGCGCUGGGCUUGGAGCAGGUUGCGGCGGUGCCUGACGCCGAUGAUGGGACCGGGCCCCUGGAGGUCCGUCCUAGCCGAGCGUUGCCGCUCCAGCCUGCCGGGGUGCCGGAGCCAGAGGACGCGGGGGCCACGCAACCCCAGAGCGAGGCACCGCCGGCCCCUCUGUCCAUGGCGCAUGUCGUCGCCGCGGUCGAGGCAGUGCUUUAG
Panicum virgatum (switchgrass) is the source of this 657-nucleotide messenger RNA. Its product is annotated as translation initiation factor IF-2-like. The record is from RefSeq and is a predicted model, not a curated record. The transcript has 2 exons. Bases 1 to 657 code for a protein of 218 amino acids. NCBI's taxonomy places the organism in Eukaryota, Viridiplantae, Streptophyta, Magnoliopsida, Poales, Poaceae.